AUGACCGGAGAAGUUGUAAACCCGAAGGCGUAUCCGCUUGCAGAUUCUCAGUUGGGGAUAACGAUUCUCGAUCUCGUUCAACAAGCUGCUAACUACAAGCAGCUCAAGAAGGGUGCUAAUGAAGCUACGAAGACUCUUAAUCGUGGUAUCUCCGAGUUUGUUGUUAUGGCUGCAGACGCAGAGCCCCUAGAGAUUAUCCUUCAUUUACCUUUACUUGCUGAGGAUAAGAAUGUUCCAUAUGUUUUUGUGCCAUCGAAGCAAGCAUUGGGAAGAGCAUGUGGUGUUACAAGACCAGUGAUCGCUUGUUCAGUUACAUCAAACGAAGCUAGUCAAUUGAAAACACAAAUCCAGCAGCUCAAGGAUGCUAUUGAGAAGCUCCUGAUCUAA
Molecule: messenger RNA, 387 nt
Organism: Microthlaspi erraticum
Lineage: Eukaryota; Viridiplantae; Streptophyta; Magnoliopsida; Brassicales; Brassicaceae
Source: the annotation of a GenBank genome assembly